UCCAGCUGGCAUAAGAGCGGGCGUUUCCAGAGGAUGCCGGCGAGUAUAAAAUCUGAGCCUCGUGUGUUUGAGUCCAGACUCAGAACACGAGAAAAGACUGAGCAGACAGGUACGGACAGAACCAGCUGUUUUCUGCUGUCACUGUAGCCUAGAAGAAAAGUUUAGAUUUGCACCUGAAAAUACUCAUUUCUAUAGUUUUAUCAUGUUUUCUUUUUAAAAGGAACAACAGUUUUUAUUUUGUGCGUGUGUUAUAAUUAAAUGACAGGAAAGAUUUAAAACAAUUUAGUGACUUUUCCGUUAUAAUUAAAUUCAGGGAGGUAGUGAGUGUUUUAUUGGUCUUUUCUCAAAAACCAGUUGGGAAAAAUGGGCAUGGCAGGAUUUAUUGUUACAUUUAUGAGAUAAAGACUGAAUGAAUGUUUCCAAAACUAAUCUUUUCUUUGUCUGAUUAGUUAUCCAAACCUUUCAGAGGCUUCAGCAGUGAGACGCUCUAACAAAGAUGGCUGAACUCCAGCAGAGCUACAACCAGCAGGGUUUCCUGUCUCCUCUGUCCGUGCUGAAUGAGAUGGAGCUGAGGGAAGCCAGAGACGCCUUUGCUAAGCUGGAGGAUGAAUUUGGUAAAGAGUACACUCAGUACAGCCUCCACAACGUUCACCUCCAGUAUCCCUGGGUGAUGAGCCUGACCAAACAUCCCUGUAUCCUGCAAGUGAUCCAAGCUGUCCUGGGCCCAGACGUCCUCCUGCUGGACUCUCGUUUCAUCUGUAAAUACCCGAUUCUCAAACCAGCCAACAUCCUGGAGAAUGAAGGAAGUCCGACCAAGUCUGAUGGGGAGAACGGUCUUCCUUACGUCGCCUGGCAUCAGGAUAUGAGGUAUUGGGGAAUUGCUGGUGGUCCGGUCCUCUCUGUGUGGCUCGCUCUUGAUGACUCACAGAAGGAAAACGGAGCCCUUCAGGUUAUUCCAGGAAGCCACCGCUCUGGCAUGCUACCCCAUCGCCAAGCCACCCGCUCUGGAAACAUGCUGUCGGUCAACCAGGAGAUCCCAGAGGAGCUGGUUCAGGUGGAGGAGACUGUGUUCUGUCCUCUGAAAGAUGGACAGAUGUCUAUUCAUGAUGGAUUUCUUGUCCAUGCAAGUGAUCCCAACACGUCCCGGAGGAGGCGCUGUGGCUUUGUGAUCCGUUAUGUUCCCACCUGUGCAAACCCCAUUCAGGAUCCUGAUCGACCCAGGAAGUUUCAUGCAACAAUGUUGGCUUGUGGAGAAGACCAGUUCAAUCAUUUCUCCAACAAAAGCUCAUGAAGGAUCAACCAUGUGGCUGGCAGCAGUCGUUCAUCAAAGUCUUUUCUGUGUUUAUCACCAUCUCAUUGAUUUAAGUUAUUAACUAUGAUGAUGAACUGAAUUGUCUCUGAAACAUAUAAACAACCCUGCUGUUUUAUAUGGUUGAAAAAGUAGCGUUGUUACAAACAUAAAAGCACUUUCUUACAUUUAUAGUGGAUCUUGUUUCAUAACGUAAAUAAGCCGUGAACAUGCUUAGAUGUGGAAAGUAAAAUGUAACGUUUUCCAGGGGAUUAGGAGGCAUUACAUUCAUGUGUUCAAGUAAAUUAUAAUUUCUUUGUUAACCUCUGUAUUUAUUCAUGACUGCUGGUGUUUUACCAUGAGCACACAGAGCCUAGUGAAACACAUAUACUUUAUAUUAGAUGAUCUCAGUGACAUUUAAAAGCUGUUUAAUGUACUUAAAAUAGUAUUUGUUUAUGUAUCUGUCUUUAAUUCAAUAAAAAGUA
This is a messenger RNA of Nothobranchius furzeri (turquoise killifish), 1773 nucleotides long. The record is from RefSeq and is a predicted model, not a curated record. NCBI's taxonomy places the organism in Eukaryota, Metazoa, Chordata, Actinopteri, Cyprinodontiformes, Nothobranchiidae.